Molecule: messenger RNA, 243 nt
Organism: Didymodactylos carnosus
Lineage: Eukaryota; Metazoa; Rotifera; Eurotatoria; Philodinida; Philodinidae
Source: the annotation of a GenBank genome assembly
AUGACAGACGAUAAAGGAAUACGUAACUAUCCUGGUAGUCCACAUCCACUGGGUGCACAUUAUGACGGUCAUGGAACGAAUUUUGCUUUAUAUUCUGAACACGCUACAAAAGUUGAGUUGUGUUUAUUUCGAAGAAGUCAUGAUGAACAACAAGAAUUUGUUGAAUAUGCUCGAAUUAUUAUUAAAGGUUGGAGUAGUAGAAGUAGUGAUAAACGUAAAAUACUAUCAAAAUUGAUGUGUUAA